AUGCACUUUGCAUUAAAUUUAUUCCUUCUAAUUAUUUUAGUGGCAAAAUGCUUUGGGCUGGCAGAUCAUCCAACCAAACCACCAGUUGGCUGUCCCAAUUAUGCUCUCUGCAUCGACAACAACUACGAUACAACAAAUACCAUGUAUUAUGAUUGCGAGCCAAAUUAUUGUGGGUUGUGCAACGAUGGAACGGCCGACAAUCUCUUGCUAGCCAUGUUUUACACGAAGAAGGUGUAUGCUUGUGCAUCGAACACCACAAAUAAAUGUGUGUUGCCUGGUUGUGUAUUGGGUAAGGGAAUGGUGGGACCAACAACAUGUACCAAUUACAUCAACAAUUAUGAUUGUCAAUGUCAGAGUGGAUGGACGGGAACCGAUUGUACACAAGUAAGUACAAUUUGUGAUUCGAGCCCUUGUCGGAAUGGUGGUACAUGCACUCCACUCACUGCAACCACUUUCAAAUGUGAUUGUGGAACGAAUGCGAUGGGUGAACGGUGUCAAUAUGAGAAUAUCUGUGCCAAUUCCCCGUGUGUCAACGGAGCCUGUGUGAUGCUGUUCAGUGGAGAGAAAUCGUUGGAUCAAUCCAAUUUGCUUUCAUUUUUUCUUUUCAGCUACUGUAACUGCACAAGUGGAUGGCAAGGGGCAAAAUGUGAUACAGCGACAUUGACAAAUGCUGACACGACGAUCAGUCCGUGCAUCAAGAUUAAGGCUGGUGACACGAACAGCACGGUGGAAGAUAUGGGGAAAGAACCGUCAGCUUCUCUGUGCAGAAGCAUGUUUCAAACGGAGGUCAUUGAUGGUGCCACGUACAAGUCAUACUGUGUCGCUGGAAAGAAAUGCUAUAUGUACACAACUUUUGUAACCGAUGGUGGUAAUAGUUCACUGUUGGACGAUUGUGCAACGAAAUGUAAUCAAGAAGCUACACCAAAAGGGAAAACCGAUUACCCUGGUGCCAAUGAGAUCUGCGGUAUGUCUUAUUCACCAUCAGCAAAGAACCCCCGUGGACCAUGCUACAACUAUGCGGAUAUUUCUAAACAAGCGUGUGUCCCGAAUCCAUGUCACGGGAGUGUUUGCCGAAACACAACCGGUUUCAAUUUCUACGAAUGUGACUGUAAAGCCGGAUGGACUGGACAAGAUUGUGAUAUUCAAUUGCAUUGCCAACCAGCCGAUCCAGCUGAUUAUCCAUGCAAAUAUGGUGGAAUGUGUGUCGAGAAGAGUGACUCCCCGGGCUUCACAUGUGAAUGUCUCAGUCGGUACACGGGCGAUGAUUGCAGUAUUCCCAACAUGUGUCGGACUUCGUUAGGCUUGAAUCCAUGUAUUAAUGGUAAUUGCUCAAUCAACAAAGAUGGCUUCAAUUCAACGUAUGAGUGCACAUGUGAGGCUGGAUGGACGGGACAGAAUUGCGACAUAUAUUUUGAUUUUUGUAAUCCACAACCGUGCCUCUGGGGUGGAUCGUGCUCGAAUUAUCGACCACUCGGCAUUCCAACGUAUCCAUGGAUGAAAUGCGACUGUCAACCGGGAACUUUUGGUGAUAAAUGCGAGACGAAUCCGGACAAUUGCCCAGUCGAUAAAUGCAAUGCAACAGAUAAAGCGGCUAAAUGCAUUGACGGAUUCGACGAUUUCACGUGUGUCUGCUCGCCCGAUUACACGAAUAAAUAUUGUGACAUUCCUGUAAUCGUCUACGACGCGAUUCGUCUCAUUUUCGGUGAAGAUGCCACAGUCAGCGAUGAUGUUAUUCAACUCCUAAAAGACCUUGUAAGCAAUCCGACGAACAUCAAAGACAUGGUGCCGUUCAUUUUGGGGUUAGAGACAGAAGAUGAAAGAGGUGACAAGAGUUGGGACUACAAUGACAUGUUCAAAUGGGUUGCCUAUGAGGAGAGAACAUUGAACUUACAGCAAGAUCUGCUGAAAUGGAAUGAUGUGACGCUGGGAAAUUGUUUCACUUUCAAUCAUCGAAACAACACAAAAGCACAGUAUCUGGCCAGGAUGAGUGGGAAAGCUGGAAGCCUUGAAGCUAUGUUGAGUGUGAACAGUGAGGAGAAUUGUCCUUGGAUCGACACAGAAGCUAUUCAAGUAUUUGUACACCCGGCUGAAGAAGACAUUUUCUCUGAGUCCGUUCGUUACAAUGCACAACCAGGCGGUGAAGCUGAACUGUUUCCUAAAUUGACAGCUUAUCAACGGCUGGGUGGCCGAUAUGGUCGAUGUGUAACUGAAACGAGUCAAGUGAAACAGUACUUCUACUCGGGCUCAUAUGCAACCGAUGGUUGCCUUCGUUCAUGCUAUCAACAAGCUGUUUUAGUCAGCUGUAGUUGUAUGGACCCACGAUAUCCGAUGGAUAAAACCGCUAAACCGUGUCCAUUGGAGAAAAGAAAAUGCGUGGAAGAUCUAGUGGCCGAGAGGGGUGAUCCAUCAAAAUGGAAAGAUUGUGUCUGUCCAUUGCCUUGUGCAAAUCGUGCCUACACUGUUUCGUGGACUAAAUCUGUAUUCACGGCAAAGAAGCCCCAAUGUGCCGUUGUUGAUCCGACAUUCAAUACGAGCGCCUGUAUCUCUACGUAUAAGGACACCGUUCGUGUUCGGGUUCUCUUGCCUGAUUUCGGCUUUCAAUUGUUUGAAGAGGUGCCGGUGAUGUCGUUCAACUCAUUCAUCGGAAAUCUCGGUGGUUUGUUGGGUGUCUUGAUGGGAAUUUCCACAAUUUCCUUCAUCGAAAUCGGUUUCCUUUUCUUGGCCAUCAUUGUGAUUGUUCUCGGGUGCAAAAAGACAAAAAAA
This is a messenger RNA of Mesorhabditis belari, 2763 nucleotides long. The record is from the annotation of a GenBank genome assembly. Lineage: Eukaryota; Metazoa; Nematoda; Chromadorea; Rhabditida; Rhabditidae.